Molecule: messenger RNA, 4411 nt
Organism: Cebus imitator (Panamanian white-faced capuchin)
Lineage: Eukaryota; Metazoa; Chordata; Mammalia; Primates; Cebidae
Gene: TEK
Product: TEK receptor tyrosine kinase
Biological process (GO): protein phosphorylation; angiogenesis; positive regulation of MAPK cascade
Cellular component (GO): plasma membrane; signaling receptor complex
Molecular function (GO): ATP binding; protein binding; transmembrane receptor protein tyrosine kinase activity
Source: RefSeq, a predicted model, not a curated record
AUGGCCACUGCCAGUGCUGUGAGUUCAGAGCAGAUCCUGUGGGUUUUGGCAAGACUUUCGACUGGCCCUAGAAAUGGGGCUGGAUUGAACUGCGGCUGGAAGAAUUACAGUGUUUCCUUCCUCUUGAUGACCCUUUCUGGAACAUGCCUGGAAUGCGUGAGUGUAAGAGAUGAGGUGGUGUUCACUCAGAGCCAUGGCUGGGCAUACUCAGUAACUGACAAAACAGUUAAAUGUGGUCACGGAGGAGCUGUUGAAGGUGCCAUGGACUUGAUCUUGAUCAAUUCUCUACCUCUUGUAUCUGAUGAUGAAACAUCCCUCACCUGCAUUGCCUCUGGGUGGCACCCCCAUGAGCCCUUCACCAUAGGAAGGGACUUUGAAGCCUUAAUGAACCAGCACCAGGAUCCACUGGAAGUUAUUCAAGAUAUGACCAGAGAAUGGGCUAAAAAAGUUGUUUGGAAGAGAGAAAAGGCUAGUAAGAUCAAUGGUGCUUAUUUCUGUGAAGGGCGAGUUCGAGGAAAGGCAGUAAAGAUACGAACCAUGAAGAUGCGCCAACAAGGUUCCUUCAUCCAUUCGGUCCCCCGGCAUGAAAUACCUGAUAUUCUAGAAAUAAACCUGCCUUAUGCUCAGCCCCAGGAUGCUGGAGUAUACUCGGCCAGGUAUAUAGGAGGAAAUCUCUUCACCUCGUCCUUCACCAGGCUGAUAGUCCGGAGAUGUGAAGCUCAGAAGUGGGGACCUGAAUGUAACCGUCGCUGUACUGCUUGUAUGAACAAUGGUGUCUGCCACGAAGAUACUGGAGAAUGCAUUUGCCCUCCUGGGUUUAUGGGAAGGACAUGUGAGAAGGCUUGUGAACUGCACACAUUUGGCAGAACUUGUAACGAAAGGUGCAGUGGACAAGAUGGAUGCAAGUCUUAUGUGAUCUGUCUCCCUGACCCCUAUGGGUGUUCCUGUGCCACAGGCUGGAAGGGUCUGCAGUGCAAUGAAGCAUGCCACCCUGGUUUUUAUGGGCCAGAUUGUAAGCUUAGGUGCAGCUGCAGCAAUGGGGAGAUGUGUGAUCGCUUCAGAGGAUGUCUCUGCUCUCCAGGACGGCAAGGGGUCCAGUGUGAGAGAGAAGGCAUACCAAGGAUGACCCCAAGGAUACUGGAUUUGCCAGAUAAUACAGAAGUAAACAGUGGUAAAUUUAACCCCAUUUGCAAAGCUUCUGGCUGGCCGCUACCUACUAAUGAAGAAAUGACCCUGGUGAAGCCGGAUGGGACAGUGCUCUAUCCAAAAGACUUUAACCAUACGGGUCAUUUCGCAGUAGCCAUAUUCACCAUCCACCGGAUCCUCCCCCCUGACUCAGGAGUUUGGGUCUGCAGUGUAAACACAGUGGCUGGGAUGGUGGAAAAGACCUUCAACAUUUCUGUUAAAGUUCCUCCAGAGCCCCUGAAUGCUCCAACUGUGAUUGACACUGGACAUAACUUUGCUGUCAUCAACAUCAGCUCUGAGCCUUACUUUGGGGAUGGACCAAUCAGAUCCAAGAAGCUUCUAUACAAACCUGUUAAUCACAAUAAGGCUUGGCAACAUAUUCAAGUGACAAAUGAUAUUGUUACACUCAACUAUUUGGAACCUCAAACAGAAUACGAACUCUGUGUGCAACUGGCUCGUCGUGGAGAGGGCGGGGAAGGGCAUCCUGGACCUGUGAGACGCUUCAUAACAGCUUCUAUCGGACUCCCUCCUCCAAGAGGUCUAAAUCUCCUGCCUAAAAGUCAGACCACUCUAAAUUUGACCUGGCAACCAAUAUUUCCAAGCUCGGAAGAUGACUUUUAUGUUGAAGUGGAGAGGAGGUCUGUGCAUAUAAAAAGUGAUCAGCAGAAUAUUAAAGUUCCAGGCAACCUGACUUCGGUGCUGCUUAACAACUUACAUCCCAGGGAGCAGUACGUCGUGCGAGCUAGAGUCAACACCAAAGCCCAGGGGGAAUGGAGUGAAGGUCUCACUGCUUGGACCCUUAGUGACAUUCUUCCUCCUCAACCAGAAAAAAUCAAGAUUUCCAACAUCACACACUCCUCUGCUGUGAUUUCUUGGACAAUAUUGGAUGGCUAUUCUAUUUCUUCCAUUACUAUCCGUUACAAGGUUCAGGGCAAGAACGAAGACCAGCACAUUGAUGUGAAGAUAAAGAAUGCCACCAUCACUCAGUAUCAGCUCAAGGGCCUAGAGCCUGAAACAGCUUACCAUGUGGACGUUUUUGCAGAGAACAACAUUGGGUCAAGCAAACCAGCCUUUUCUCAUGAACUGGUGACCCUCCCAGAAUCUCCAGCACCAGCGGACCUCAGCGGGGGGAAGAUGCUGCUUAUCGCCAUCCUUGGCUCUGCAGGAAUGACCUGCCUGACUGUGCUGUUGGUCUUUCUGAUCAUGUUACAAUUGAAGAGGGCAAAUGUCCAAAGGAGAAUGGCCCAAGCCUUCCAAAACGUGAGGGAAGAACCAGCUGUGCAGUUCAACUCAGGAACUCUGGCCCUAAACAGGAAGGUCAAAAGCAACCCAGAUCCUAGAAUUUAUCCAGUGCUUGACUGGAAUGACAUCAAAUUUCAAGAUGUGAUUGGAGAGGGCAAUUUUGGCCAAGUUCUUAAGGCGCGGAUCAAGAAGGAUGGGUUACGGAUGGAUGCUGCCAUCAAGAGAAUGAAAGAAUAUGCCUCUAAAGAUGAUCACAGGGACUUUGCAGGAGAGCUGGAAGUCCUUUGUAAACUUGGACACCAUCCAAACAUCAUCAAUCUCUUAGGAGCAUGUGAACAUCGAGGUUACUUGUACCUGGCCAUUGAGUACGCGCCACAUGGAAACCUCCUGGACUUCCUGCGCAAGAGCCGUGUACUGGAGACGGACCCAGCAUUCGCCAUUGCCAAUAGCACUGCAUCCACGCUGUCCUCCCAGCAGCUCCUCCACUUCGCUGCCGACGUGGCCCGGGGCAUGGACUACUUGAGCCAAAAACAGUUUAUCCACAGGGAUCUGGCUGCCAGGAACAUUUUAGUUGGUGAAAACUAUAUAGCAAAAAUAGCAGAUUUUGGAUUGUCCCGAGGUCAAGAGUAUGUGAAAAAGACAAUGGGAAGGCUCCCGGUGCGCUGGAUGGCGAUUGAGUCACUGAAUUACAGUGUGUACACAACCAACAGUGAUGUGUGGUCCUACGGUGUGUUACUCUGGGAGAUUGUUAGCUUAGGAGGCACACCCUACUGCGGGAUGACUUGUGCAGAACUCUAUGAGAAGCUGCCCCAGGGCUACAGACUGGAGAAGCCCCUGAACUGUGAUGACGAGGUGUAUGAUCUAAUGAGACAAUGCUGGCGGGAGAAGCCUUACGAGAGGCCGUCGUUUGCCCAGAUAUUGGUGUCCUUAAACAGAAUGUUAGAGGAACGAAAGACCUACGUGAAUACCACGCUUUAUGAGAAGUUUACUUAUGCAGGAAUUGACUGCUCUGCUGAAGAAGCGGCCUAGGACAGAACAUCUGUAUACCCUCUGUUUCUGAUUCACUGGCCUGGGAGACCCUUGACAGCUGCUGGGAAAGCAUGCCUCUGUCAAGAGAUGUGACAUAGAAGUGUACAUACUUUCUGUACACCUGGGACCUUCACCUCUGUAGAUCCCACACGUGGAUCUCUAUAGUAUGUGCCGACUCCAAUAGGACUGUAUAUACUGUUUUGAGUAAGAAUGUGCUGAAAUCAGAAUGCCUGUUUGUGGUUUCAUAUGCAAUAAUAUAUAUUUUUUUAAAUGUGGACUUCAUAGGAAGGCGUGAGUACAAUUACUAUAAUGCAUAACUCAUUAUUGUCCUAGAUAUUUUGAUAUUUACCUUUAUAAUGAGUGCUAGUAAAUGGUUUGCUGUGUCAGAGUAAAAUAUUGUUAAUAAACCUAACAAUGACCCUGAUAGCACAGGUUAAGUGAGAGAAAUAUAUGAAUUCUAAGAAAACAUAGGUUAAUAUUUAAGAGACUGAACAAUCUAAGUGAUAUAAAUCAGAUUCCUCUCUAUCUCAAUCUUACUCUCACCUGUAGCAGCCGGUCUCAUUUCAUUUAGUCAUGUGACAAUUCUGUCUUCUGUUUCCACAGCCUGCAAGUCAGUCCAGAAUGCUAAUAUCCAAAAACAGACUUAAAGCUUGUUCCUUACAAGCCUAAGACUCUUUAGAGGAGAAUACAUAUGUUUAAGAUAAAAUUUUCUUUUCUCUGGUAAUAGUGACUUGUAUAUUUUAAGAAAUAAUAAAAACAGAAAGCCUGAGUGAGAUUUGGGAGACAUGUGACAUUUAUAUAUUGAAUUAAUAUCCCUACAUGUAUUGCACAUUGUAAAAAGUUUUAGUUUUGAUGGGUUGUGAGUUUACCUUGUAUACUGUAGGCACACUUUGCACUGAUAUCAUGAGUGAAUAAAUGUCUUGCCUACUCACAUCUCAUCCAGGAGUAUGUCUCA